GCCAGAAAGUUUUCGAUAUCGCAUCAAACAAUCAAAUAAAUACUGAAAAUAAGUAAAAUGUUUCUAGCUCGUUUUUUUCAGCGUACACAAGCUUUUUAUCCAAAUUACGCACUAUGCUCCAAUAGAUGCUACUCGGAGUCAAAGAGUAGCUUACCUAAUGUCCUAUUUUUGGGAGGAGGAUUGGGAAAAUUGCAAGGCGGCAUAAAAGAAGAAGAAUAUUUUAGCUCAAUUAAUCAGGGACUUAUGUGCAAUAUACGCAAGCAUAUUGAAAGCUCAAAGAAUGCCGACUACAUGCGCAAAUGGGAGGAGUACCAGAAGACACUGGAUCAUGAUGCCCUCUACAAUACUACAUGUCUCAACAAAUACAAGGAUGUUCACGAAGAAGCCUUCUUUUUAAAUGAGAAUACUGAGUGCUUAAAAAUUAUGAUGAAUCGUGCAAAAAUCCAUGAUAACACUGGCGAUGACGCUUGACUUGCAACAAAUGACAUUGAAAUGCAUAAUUUGUUUUACGAAAUUCGUUUUUCUUUUUGCACAUACAUAUACGCCUAAGGUAUACACGUUGUGAACACACGCAAAAAACACCAAGUUGUUAUCAAAAUGAAAUAAAUUGCAUCUAGACCGUUAAAA
This is a messenger RNA of Drosophila nasuta, 627 nucleotides long. RefSeq lists its product as uncharacterized. The transcript has 3 exons. Lineage: Eukaryota; Metazoa; Arthropoda; Insecta; Diptera; Drosophilidae. The record is from RefSeq and is a predicted model, not a curated record. Bases 58 to 471 code for a protein of 137 amino acids.